UUCACAAAGCACAGGUUCUUUUGCAGAUCGUCCUGGGCCCCUGGGUCCAUCCAAACCGUCAGCACCCCUGCCUCAGCCCACCAUGGCCAGAGGACUCCCCACAAAUCCUUCCUUCCCUACCCGCCCUGCCUCUGGCUACCACUUCCCGCUGAAGACAGCGAUGAGUCUGCAGCCUGCAACCCCAAAGCCGGGGCCUGUUUCUGGAAGGCGAGGGCAAGGUGCACCUGCUAGAGUGGUAACAGACCUUGCAAAGAAAAAUGAUGAGGACAUCUACCUGGAGUGUGAGCCGGAUCCACUCCCAGCCUUGACUAGGACUACAAGCUCCAAAGCCCGGAUCCCCCCAGUCCCUCUGCCAAGAACAUCUGGAUUGCCCAGGCCCAUGCUUGGUCACCAGGAGGCUCGGAAUGGAGCAGUGGACACCACAGUGAAAGCAGGCCGGAGACUGUCUGCUCCCUCUAUAGCCCCUGCCCUGAGCACCUCUGCUGCUGAGGAUGGAAGCCUUCUGGGUCAGCCUUGGUACUCAGGGAACUGUGACCGUCAAGCUGCCGAGCGAGCCCUGCUUCACUUCCAAAAGGACGGAGCCUAUACUGUGCGCCUCAGCUCCGGGCCUCACAGUUCCCAGCCCUUCACCCUGGCUGUGCUCCUCAGAGGCCGAGUCUUCAACAUCCCCAUCCGGCAACUGGAUGGCGGGCACCACUAUGCCCUGGGCCGGGAGGGCAGGAAUCAUGAGGAGCUCUUCACCUCCGUGGCCGCCAUGGUCCAGCACUACAUGAAGCACCCGCUGCCGCUGGUGGACAGACACAGUGGCAGCCGGGGGUUCACCUGCCUGCUCUUCCCCACCAAGCCCUGAAGAAACGGUGACGCACAUCCACCGUGGGCACCUGUGUGCCCCCUCGGUUUCCUCUCCCACUUUGGCCUCUUUGUACCCCCUGCCAGCCCUCCACUCCAAAGUCCCCGCAGGUUUGA
Molecule: messenger RNA, 966 nt
Organism: Peromyscus eremicus (cactus mouse)
Lineage: Eukaryota; Metazoa; Chordata; Mammalia; Rodentia; Cricetidae
Gene: Sh2d6
Product: SH2 domain containing 6
Exons: 11
Coding region: 83-850 (255 amino acids)
Biological process (GO): cell surface receptor protein tyrosine kinase signaling pathway; intracellular signal transduction
Cellular component (GO): cytoplasm
Source: RefSeq, a predicted model, not a curated record